Manduca sexta (tobacco hornworm) is the source of this 5224-nucleotide messenger RNA. Its product is annotated as V-type proton ATPase 116 kDa subunit a1. Gene Ontology annotation, biological process: vacuolar acidification; proton transmembrane transport. Gene Ontology annotation, cellular component: vacuolar proton-transporting V-type ATPase complex; vacuolar proton-transporting V-type ATPase, V0 domain; plasma membrane. Gene Ontology annotation, molecular function: proton-transporting ATPase activity, rotational mechanism; ATPase binding. The coding region runs from base 16 to 2487 and encodes 823 amino acids. The transcript is spliced from 14 exons. The record is from RefSeq and is a predicted model, not a curated record. NCBI's taxonomy places the organism in Eukaryota, Metazoa, Arthropoda, Insecta, Lepidoptera, Sphingidae.
AUACCGCGAGCAUCAAUGGAUCCCGCGUACAAGAUGGGCGCCAUGUUCCGGAGCGAGGAGAUGGUCCUGUGCCAGCUGUUCGUGCAGCCGGAGGCAGCUUACGUCUCGAUGUACGAGCUGGGUGAGGCUGGAGUCGCACAGUUUCGGGAUCUAAAUCCUCACGUGAACGACUUCCAACGUCGGUACGUGAGCGAGGUGCGCCGCUGCAGCGAGAUGGAGCGGAAGCUGCGCUGGGUGAGCGGUGAGCUGCCCGAGCCGCCGCCGCCGCCGAAACCAGCCCACCGCAUGCUCAGCCCGCGCGAGAUCAAUAUACUAGAGGAACGAAUCGACUACAUAGAAUCGGAGAUACAAGAGAUCACACGUAACGCACGUAACUUGAAGAGCGACUAUCUCGCCCUGAAAGAGCUCAAACUCCUCAUAGAGAAGAUGCAGACGUUUUUCCAAGACCACAGCGCGCAGAGGAAGAUAUCAGCAACAGUCCAGAUAUACAACAAUGAUGCGGUGCUUGGACACCUGGGGUUCAUAGCGGGAACGGUGGCGACUGCCCGCGUGCCGUCCUUCGAGAGAAUGCUCUGGAGAAUAUCCCACGGGAACAUAUUCUUCAAGCAAGCUCAGAUUGAUGAGAUGCUGAAAGAUCCUGUUACGGGUCACGAUCUCCAGAAGACAGUGUUCGUGGUGUUCUUCCACGGAGAGCAGAUCAAGCUGCGUGUGAAGAAGGUGUGCCACGGGUUCCAAGCGACUCUCUACCCUUGCCCAGCCACUUAUAAAGACCAACUGGAGAUGCUGGCUGGAGUGGAGACCAGGAUCAAAGACUUGGAGAUGGUAUUAGAACAAACUGAACAACAUAGACGAUUGGUGCUAACCAACAUAGCGCGAGACAUCAGCACCUGGAUGGUAGUGGUGCGCAAGGAGAAGGCUAUAUACCACACUCUGAACAUGUUUAGCAUGGACAUCGUGAAGAAAUGCCUCAUUGCUGAGUGCUGGGUGCCGCGCCGAGACAUCCACAUCGUGCAGAAGGCGUUGGACGAUGGCGUGAAAGCAACGGGCAGUCCGAUACCUUCUAUCCUGCACUACGUUCCCACAAGAGAAGUUCCCCCCACGUUCCACAGGACCAAUAAGUUCACAAAAGGCUUCCAGAACCUCAUUGAUUCCUAUGGAAUCGCUAGUUACAGAGAAGUUAAUCCAGCUCUGUACACGAUCGUGACAUUCCCGUUCCUCUUCGCCGUGAUGUUCGGCGACGUCGGCCACGGCCUCAUCAUGACCAUAUUCGCGGCCCUCAUCGUCAUAUACGAGAAAAGACUCGCAAAAAUCAACACGGACAACGAAAUUUGGAACAUAUUCUUCGCCGGCCGCUAUAUAAUCUUACUCAUGGGCGUAUUCUCUAUGUACACGGGUUUGAUUUACAACGACAUGUUUUCGAAGUCGCUCAAUAUCUUCGGCAGUAGUUGGAAGAAUGUGUACGAUAACUCUACUUUGAUGGGUAACAAGAUGCUAGAAUUGGACCCCGGUGUCGCAUACACACAGACGCCUUACCCGUUCGGGUUGGAUCCCGCUUGGCAGUUCGCAGCGAACAACAUAAUAUUUCUAAAUUCUUUCAAGAUGAAACUGUCGAUAAUAUUCGGAGUGAUUCACAUGGCGUUCGGUGUGACUAUGAGUGUGGUAAACUUCAACUUCUUCAAGAAGCCGGAGCUGAUCUUCCUGCAGUACAUCCCGCAGAUCGUGUUUCUACUGUUGUUGUUCUGGUACCUCUGCAUCCUGAUGUUUAUGAAGUGGACCAUGUAUUCCGCCGAUGCUAAAGAUCCUGCAUUGGGAACAUCGUGCGCACCAUCAGUUCUGAUAAUCUUCAUCAACAUGAUGCUGCUAAAGAGUUCUGAGGAGAAGCCUCCAUGCAAGGCGUUCAUGUACGAUGGUCAGGACGAACUACAAAAGACUUUCCUCGCGCUGGCCUUCCUCUGCGUGCCAGUCAUGCUAUUCGGGAAGCCGGUGCAUGAAAUGAUGAGCGCUAACAAACGAAAGCAAUACCAACAAGGCGUAGAGAGUGGUGAUGUGGACGAAGAGACGGAGGCUAAAGAUGGCGGUAUGGGCGAGGCCAUGAUCACGCAGGCUAUCCAUACGAUCGAGUAUGUCCUGGGCACUGUGUCGCAUACCGCCUCCUAUUUGCGACUGUGGGCACUGUCACUGGCCCAUGCACAGCUAUCAGCAGUCCUCUGGCAGCGUGUGCUGAAGAUGGGCCUCGGCGGCGGCUCGUACGUCAACGCCGUGAUGCUGUACGUCAUCUUCGCCGUGUGGGCGUUCUUCACACUCGCCAUCCUCGUCCUCAUGGAGGGACUCUCGGCCUUCCUUCAUACGCUUCGACUGCAUUGGGUGGAGUUCAUGAGUAAAUUCUACGAAGGACAAGGUUACGCCUUCCUACCGUUCUCCUUCGCAGCGAUCCUCGAGCACGAAGACGAGAAGAUAGUGGAAACCAACGGCGUCCCGCCAGAGUGACUGUCAGACCAACUAGCAAUAAAUUGUAGCAACUUUACACUGCCUAGCACCUGAAAUUAAACGCAUAAGGCACUCUAAUAUAGUUUUAUCAGAAUUAAAUAGUGCUGUGCCUUCGUAUACAACUAACGAUAAUCCAACAUAUCUUUUGUCGCUUUAUUUCGAUAAGAUAGAUUCAAUUCUGUAGUAAUAAAUGUUGAUAAUUUAUAGCUUAACGGAUUUCGGUCCUUAAUAAAUUGUUAGUACAAAUUAUACCAAAAGACACGAUAUGAUAAUAAAGUGGUGUACUAGUUCAUUGUGUAAAUUCUAUCGAUGUCGAUAAAACGUAAAUUCGGUCAUGUUGUAAUUGUUGUGAUAUGUCACGGUACGUAAGUGACUAUUGAAUAUGUUAAUCGUAAUAAAGUAAAUCUAACUAUUUAGCUUUAAUAUCGAUAUUUUAAUCCUAAGAAUGAUAUAUUUUUGUUUUAUUCCAUUAUUAUAGAUCGACUUCGCGCUGUACAAUAUAAAGACGGGUAUAAGAUUAAAUCUAUAUUUCUCGUCAUAAAGUAGAUGAAUAAAAUAUCUCAUAAAAAUAUUCAAAUUAUCUAAUAAAUGGGAAGACGAACUCUAAACAAAACUGAGGAGCCUUAUUCUCUAUGACAGUGUAAAUUCGUAACGCGGUUGUGUCACACAUUUUAGCGUGGAAUUAGUGUGAAAUGGUAUUCUGUAUGUCAAUUAACACUGUCAUAAACACGAUUAGGUCCGAUACGUUUUUGUUACGCACUGUCAAAAUAAUGUGUGGCAGUGUACAUUCUGCGGCUGAUGAUGUUAGAGAUUAAAGCCAUGGAAGAAAUUUAAUAUUAACAUUAGCACAGCUUUUUAGCUACUUCAAGUCUCCAGUGGUAUUUAAAAUUACGAAAUAUAUUGAAGACAAUUACAAAUACCCUGUGAAUAUUAUUUUUCUAUUCAAACAUUUUAACUCCAUAAUACGUGUUACAAUCGAUUUAGUCUAAUAAUAUCGAUACAAAACACACCGUUACUAAUCGAAGUCGAUCAUUAUCGAUAUAUAUUUUUUGACGUUAUAAUUUUUGACUAUGUUAAAUGUUUAUUUUUCUAAAUUAUUUUAUAUUGUUUGACUAUUAAUAUUGUUAGUUAUUUUCUAUUUAUAUGUUGUGUGAAAAUAUUUUUGAUCCAAAGAUUUAUUGUGUUUCAUCGUUUUAGAGUGUUUAUGUUGUAAAUAUACUUUAGUGCCUUGGAAUUAUAAUAAGUAUUCAUUUUAAAAUAUUAAGGAAUGUUGGUAUACAUAUUACAGUACUUAUCACGUAAGGGUGGUUAUACACGGCUAGUUUGAGGCAGUUGAAAUUACAACAGCAUAGAGGCAUCCCUAUUCUUUGAUUAUGAUCACUUGAGCAUUGAUAACCAUAUCGCUAACCAGUCAAAUCUUUUUUUAUAGAAACACGGCUAGGGGACCCCACUGCACUUAAUGUUAAGUAGAGUGGUGUCCAAUAGAAUGUCGAAUGACGAGAGAUGAUUACCCCUCGGCAGUCGAUACAAUUAUGAUGGCCUGUUCGAAUCAGAUAUACACAGGCUGAUGCCAAAACGCGACACACUUACGUGGGCCACUAUGGCGGGUUUUAACACCUUGUGUACGGUGGUCACUAUCCGGGCGGAUAUAAAAUGUAUACUACCACCAAUCAAAUCUGCUCGAGAAGAUAACCGACUGCUCAAGCUGGCUGUGCAUGGUCGCUCUAACAUCAUUGCUUGAAUGCCUUUGGAAAAUUUUCAUCGAAAUUAAGGUCUGUAGAAUUCAACACAUCGACUAACAAAAUGCAAACUAGAUUAAAACCAUUUAAUUACUUCAAAAUAAUUUGAUAAAAUUACACAAAUUAAAAUAAACAACUAUUAUGUAGCGUUUCUGCCUGGUAACAAAUAGCUAUUGGCAAAUAAGCUCACUAGAUGUCGCUAGAAAACGAGUGAACAUAGACUGACAUAUGUGAUUUCACUAGCAUCAGUUUCAAAUUAAAGGUGCCUUAAAAGAUUAAUAGUGUACAAGUGGUGACCAUAUAUCACGCGACUCACGCCUUGCCACGAGCAAGCGGCUCUAAAAUAACUACUUUUUGCCAAGCUAAACCGGCUUUUAUUCAAAAGUAAUUAGUGUAUAAAUCCAAAUAUAUUUUAUUAUUCAACAAUCAGUAGGAAAUUAGGAUAAGAAGAAGUCUUUAUAUUGUUAAUAAAUAUAUAUUUUAUAUGAUUUGAUUGUUAUUGACGGACCAAUGUGGCCUUAAUGAGGUGGUCGCAUAUAGCUGAGCACGAGAUGCACUCACACUAUUGAAUCAAGAAAUAUUGAAUCAAUAAUCCUUCAUUCUUUAAUGUUGAAAUUCCUGAUUCUUCCUUUCAGACCCCUACCGGCCAGCCCCUUAAACAAAGCUAUAAAUAUUGUCUUAAAUUACUAUAAAAAAUAUUUCAUCGUAUUAUAAUGUAAACGAAAUCUAACUAAGCGAAACUAAGCGAAUAUCUUAAACCGAUUGUAUUACAAUAAACAUGACUACUUCAUUUUAUAUUGUAAACUAACCUACAUUUAAUAAAUACGUAACUGAGACAAGGUUAUAAGGUUACCGUGCGACGCCAUAUGCGACCGUCAAAUAAAACGAUCAUAUAUAAAACUCAUUUAUUAUAAACGUUACACAAACCGACAGCACUCUACAUCUCCACGAUAAUGAGACGAAAUCACACCAUUCCUCAAUAAACGAAUAUAAUCCAA